AUGAACGCAGGUCUCGUGGCAAAAGGCCAGUGGGUAUUCGGGCAGGUCAAGCCUGAUCCGGUCCUCGCCAGCAUAGGCCUCACCCUGAACAAGACCGGCGGCAUGACCGUACAGUCGACCAUCAACUCGGGCCAGGGAAGCUUCACCCUGGGUGGAGGCGGCAGGACCAUCGCCUUCUCCGGCGUGACGUGGACCGAGCGUGGCCUGGGCGAGCUCCACGUCCAGGGCGACGCUAACGGCACUUUGAGGCAGCGAAUGAUUGAGGCUGAGCAGUUUCUGCGGGACAGGCUGUCAAGCGCGGCGGGAGUCUAUGACCUUUCACUCAAUGACACAGAUAAUGAGGACCAUGAGAUGGUGAUCAAGAGCCAGCAGGAUGGCACCAAACUCAUCUUCUUCAUCAAUGGAACAGAGCCUUGGAGCUGGUUCACGUACUGA
Acanthamoeba castellanii str. Neff is the source of this 435-nucleotide messenger RNA. RefSeq lists its product as uncharacterized. Lineage: Eukaryota; Discosea; Longamoebia; Acanthamoebidae. The transcript is spliced from 2 exons. The record is from RefSeq and is a predicted model, not a curated record. Bases 1 to 435 code for a protein of 144 amino acids.